Messenger RNA from Cynara cardunculus var. scolymus (artichoke), 1953 nucleotides. RefSeq lists its product as uncharacterized. NCBI's taxonomy places the organism in Eukaryota, Viridiplantae, Streptophyta, Magnoliopsida, Asterales, Asteraceae. The coding region runs from base 77 to 1687 and encodes 536 amino acids. The transcript has 7 exons. The record is from RefSeq and is a predicted model, not a curated record.
ACAACGAGGAGUGUUGACGAUGCUGAUAUAAACAAAGAAAGCUUCAACCCAUUUUUGUAUCUGCAAUCCACCCGCAAUGGCAUCCCCUUCUUCUUCUUCCUCCUUCAUCUGCAAAACCCACUUUCUAAUCGACCUCAUCGCUAUCUUAAUCGUUUCCUGUACUCAUAGUUCACAGGUAGAAGCCAUUAAAGCACCAAUCCGUCCACAAGACAUACUCCCACUUUUGCCCCGCCAAGUUUCAUGGCCUCUUCUCAACUCUCUUCGAGGUGCCUCCGAUCUUCUUCCGAGUUUCGUCGGAGCAGCGUCUAUUUCAAAUCAUUCCGAUUUGCAAUGGAAGGGGUCUUGCUUUUAUCAGAACACUGCGUGGUUAGAGCUCCACAACAAAAGUGGUAGUGAAUUUGGUGGAGGCACUCUUCAUAUCAAGGUAAGCAAUGCACACAGUUGGACAUGUAUGGAUAUUUAUGUCUUUGCUACUCCAUAUCGUGUGACGUGGGACUAUUACUUUUUAUCCCGUGAGCAUACACUUGAGUUCGACGAGUGGGGAGGGAAAGCUGAGUAUGAAUAUGUAAAACGUAAGGGAGUUGCCAUUUUUCUCAUGGAAGCAGGGAUGUUAGGCACCCUAAAAGCAUUAUGGGAGGUCUUCCCCCUGUUCACAAAUACUGGAUGGGGUGAAAGUUCUAAUCUUGCUUUUCUCAAGAAACAUAUGGGAGCUAACUUUGAAGCCCGUCCUGAGCCAUGGGUAACAAACAUUACCGUAGAUGACAUCCACUCAGGAGACUUCCUUGCGAUAUCAAAAAUUCGUGGUAGAUGGGGCGGGUUUGAGACUCUUGAGAAAUGGGUAUCUGGGGCGUAUGCGGGUCAUUCUGCUGUUUGCUUGAGGGAUGCCGAAGGAAAACUAUGGGUUGGAGAAUCUGGACAUGAAGAUGAAGAGGGUCAAGAUGUUAUUGCUUUGUUGCCAUGGGAUGAGUGGUGGAACUUUGAGCUGACCGAAGAUGAUGCUAAUCCGCAUAUUGCAUUGCUUCCUUUGCAUCCUGACCUUCGAUCCAAGUUUAACGAGACUGCUGCGUGGGAGUAUGCACAAAGCAUGAUAGGGUUGCCUUAUGGUUAUCAUAAUUUGAUAUUUAGCUGGAUAGACACUAUAAGUGAUAAUUAUCCACCACCUUUGGAUGCUCAUCUGGUUGCUUCUGUUAUGACCGUGUGGAAUCAUCUGCAGCCUGCAUAUGCUGCUAAUAUGUGGAAUGAAGCCUUAAAUAAGCGGCUUGGUACUCAGGGGCUUGAUCUUCCUGAAAUUUUGGUCGAAGUUGAAAGGCGUGGUUCAUCUUUUGCUGAACUAUUGGCUAUACCUGAACAAGAUGAAUGGGUAUAUGCUGAUGGAAAAUCGACUUCUUGUGUUGCUUAUGUCCUUGAAAUGUACAAGGAAGCAGGACUCUUUGGAGAUCUUGCAAGCCAAAUUCAAGUUACUGAGUUCACGAUAAAGGAUGCUUACAUGCUAAACUUUUUUGAAAACGAUUCGAGUAGGCUGCCAAAGUGGUGUAAUGAAGGGGACACAGUAGAGCUUCCAUUCUGUCAAAUCAAAGGGAAGUAUCGAAUGGAAUUACCUGGAUACAAUAGUAUGGAUCCGUACCCUCAUAUGACAGAAAGUUGCCCAUCACUUCCCCCAGACUAUUCAAGGCCCGAUUACUGUUGAAGCUACAUACUACCCUCUAGACCUUAUCAUGUGUCUGUCUAGGAUUUACUGGGUUAGUUUGGUUUUAGUAGUACUGAAGCUACAGGUUUGUUGUAUAAACGGUAGGUAAACUUGUAGGAUCAUAGACAUAGUUCAUUUCUCCUUUAUCUAAUGGCAAAGGAUGAAUUUUACACUUUGAAACGACAUGAUGGACCAUUGUAUAUAUUUAAUUGUGUCAAAACAUGUAGCAAAAGUAGACUGUUUAUUGUAAUUCUGCUGCUUAACAA